Habropoda laboriosa is the source of this 3438-nucleotide messenger RNA. RefSeq lists its product as uncharacterized. Lineage: Eukaryota; Metazoa; Arthropoda; Insecta; Hymenoptera; Apidae. The annotation marks the transcript as partial. The transcript has 2 exons. The record is from RefSeq and is a predicted model, not a curated record.
AUGGCUGCCCCUACACAACUUAGAUCGUUAACUAAAACUCGUGCAAUUAUCAAAGGGAAUGUAACGCGGUUAAUCGGGUACUUCAGCGAAAGCGCGGAGGUGGACAUCGAUGACAUAGAAACGCGUAAAACAAAACUAGAGGAAAGUUAUCAAGCCUUUUUGAAAACUCAGUUAGAAAUAGAGAUACUGGCCGAAGACUCACAGCUUGAAUCAGAUCAGGAAUUGGAAAGGUCUCGAUUUGAGGAGCACUAUUUUAAGUGCGCAAAGGUUAUAAAUCAACGGCUUCGCGCGCUGUCAGUUAAUCAGACAACCUCUGAACCAGGUACUCCGUCUUCACAUUCGGGUUCUACUAGGAAUUCAAAUAUCACUAUCAAUCACGGCAACACGUUAUUGCCUAAAAUCGAAAUCCGUCCGUUUGACGGCAAUCCCAUAGAUUGGUACAGCUUCCAUGACACGUUUCAGUCAUUAGUACAUAACGAUGUUAAUAUUCCUGCAGUACAGAAGUUUUAUUUGUUAAAAAAUUCUCUGCGCGGUAGUGUAGCCACAAUAAUUGAGCCACUGACUGCAUCAGAAGAAAAUUACAAGGUAGCUUGGGAGUUACUUAAACAGCGUUGUGAUAGGCCACGUCAAAUAAUUCAGACACACAUAAGAGCGAUUCUAGAAUUGCCAGAAAUUACAAGGGAAUCUCCGCUCAAUAUACGAGCAUUAAAGGAGGCCGCAUUAAUGCAUGUCAAUGCCCUAAAGGCGCUAAAGGAACCCGUGGAAAUGUGGAACUCCAUCUUAACAUAUAUCAUAGUACGUAAACUUGAUAAAAAUACGCGGCGAGCGUGGGAACGCACCUUAGAAAACACGCAAAUGCCGAAAUUCACGGAAUUAGUCGAAUUCUUAAGCAAACAAGAGCGAGGAGAUGAUUCGGAAAUAUGUAAUAGUACGAUAGGAACUCAGAAUCAGAUUAAAUUCGAUAAACAUGCCAAUAAAGUGGGCAAAUCAUCGAGUCAUCGCGCUCAAUCAUUUAUAGGUACUCAAUCUCGAAAUGAAUGCAACUUUUGCAGUGGCACUCACAGUAUUUAUACAUGCGAAAAAUUCUUAAAAUUAAAUCCGCGUGAUCGAUCAAACGCAGCUAGAAACAAGCGACUAUGUGUUAAUUGUUUGCGUACCAAUCACCCCACUAAUAAAUGCUAUGCCCCUGGCUGUAAACUCUGUCACCGGAAACAUAAUACGUUAUUGCACUUCUCCGAAUCCCAUGCUCAAAUGAGGGUAGAAGAAGGUAGUAAAGGGGACUCGAAUUCGUCUAUUUCUAACGAUCAGGUAAAACAGGGCUAUGCAGUAACAUAUGAUUCCGAGGUAUUAUUGGGGACAGCUCGGGUUAAGAUUCUGGACAAACACAAUAAAGAACACGAAUGCAGGGUUUUAUUAGAUGGGUGUUCCCAAAGUCAUUUCAUUUCGCACAAUUUAGCACAAAAACUUCAAUUAUAUAAAGAAAAGAUCGAGCUGCCGUUUGCAGGGUUAGGUCAACUCACAACACGUGCAGAAUAUCGAGUAAGGACAAUAAUAAAAUCAAAAAAUAAUAACUUUCAAGCAGAGGCAGAAUUUGUUGCACUUCCGAAAAUCACAGGCAUGUUACCAUCGCGACGCGUCUAUCGUAAAGAACUAUUGAUUCCAAAUAACAUUAAGUUAGCAGAUCCAGAGUUCGAUAAGCCAGCGGAAAUCGAUGCCUUGAUCGGGACUACACUGUUUUACAAACUAUUAAAUAAUGGACAAAUCAGGCUAUCAGCUUCGUCGGACGUUAUACUACAAAAAACAUUGUUGGGUUGGAUAGUUGUAGGAGAAGUUUGUAAACCUCAAAUUAGUUCGCGCGGUAAAUCAUGUCAUUUGAUAACAUCUUUAGAGAAUCAGUUAACUCGUUUUUGGGAAAUAGAGGAAGUCCCGCAUAAAAAACAUCGUUCUAUUGAAGAAAUAAGAUGCGAAACUCUCUACGUAGAGACCACAACACGCGAUUCACAAGGGAGAUAUAUUGUACGCCUACCAUUCAACGAUAAAAAGAAUAACAUCGGUGAAUCUUAUAGCAGAGCGUUACAACGAUUCUAUUCACUUGAAAGAAGGCUAGCAAAGGACGUAACCUUAAGACAACAGUAUAGUGAGUUCCUAAGGGAAUAUCGCGAGUUAGGACAUAUGCGUGACAUUACACAAUACGAGGUUAAACAAGAAGGAUACUAUAUACCUCAUCACUCAGUGGUCAAGGAGGAUAGCUUAUCCACAAGGGUUCGCGUGGUUUUUGAUGCGUCAGCUAAAAGUUCGACAGGUGUCUCAUUGAACGAUGCAUUGAUGGUCGGACCUACUAUUCAAAGUGAACUAAUUUUCAUAAUAAUGCGAUUUAGAUUACAUAAUGUAGUAAUUACAGCUGAUUUGCAAAAAAUGUAUAGACAAAUUGAAGUUGAAAAUUCGGACGCAAUAUAUCAAAGGAUUUUGUGGAGAGAAUGUGAAAAUGAACCAAUUCGUACAUUUGAGUUAAACACAGUCACGCAAGGCACAGCAUCAGCGCCAUUCCUUGCAUCUAGAACUUUACAUCAGUUAGCGCAUGACGAAGGUAACGAAUUUUCUUUAGCCGCAUCAAGUCUAAAGGAUGACUUUUACGUCGAUGAUCUGCUCUCGGGGGCAAAAACUAUUCAAGACGCAUUAGAAUUAAAACAACAAUUGAUUCAGUUACUGAAACGUGGAGGAUUUGAACUUCAUAAGUGGGCCUCCAACAAAUCUGAACUACUUGGUGAAACAAAGAUUGAGGAUAAUUCAAACUCUAUUUGUUUAAAUGCUCAAUCUAGGAAGUUGUUAGGAAUUCACUGGGAUUCAGCCGAGGAUUUUAUAACAUACUCCAUAAACCCAUUCGCUAAGGAUAGACGCACGACAAAGCGUACGAUAUUAUCGCAAAUAGCACAACUGUUUGAUCCCUUAGGUUUAUUAGGCCCCGUAAUUACUCUAGCUAAACUUAUUAUGCAAGGACUAUGGAAAGCUAAGUUGAGUUGGGACGAAUCAUUACCUCAGGAAUUGCAUACAAAAUGGAUAAAUUUCAAGGGCGAGUUACAUUUGCUAAAUCAAUUUAAAGUAACGCGACAGGUUAUAUUAGCUAAUGCACAUGACAUCCAGUUACAUGGAUUCUGCGACGCAAGAGAUUCAUUAUCAAGCUUUCCUGAGCUUGAUCUUCAGGAUGUACCAAUCAGUAGACUGUCAAAAUGGAAACGGGUACAGCAAGUGAAACAACACUUUUGGAAAAGGUGGCACAAAGAAUACUUAAACGAGCUGCGUACCAGAAGCAAGUGGCAUCAAGGAGAUGGAACACGGAUUAAAAUCGGUCAACUGGUAACGAUAAAGGAGGACAACCUUCCUCCCAUGAAAUGGAGCAUGGGUCGCAUUGUAGCAGUUCAUCCAGGAGCAGACAACAUA